Chanos chanos (milkfish) is the source of this 942-nucleotide messenger RNA. Its product is annotated as olfactory receptor 51E1-like. The record is from RefSeq and is a predicted model, not a curated record. Gene Ontology annotation, biological process: G protein-coupled receptor signaling pathway; detection of chemical stimulus involved in sensory perception of smell. Gene Ontology annotation, cellular component: membrane. NCBI's taxonomy places the organism in Eukaryota, Metazoa, Chordata, Actinopteri, Gonorynchiformes, Chanidae. The coding region runs from base 1 to 942 and encodes 313 amino acids. Gene Ontology annotation, molecular function: olfactory receptor activity; odorant binding; G protein-coupled receptor activity. The transcript has a single exon.
AUGGAAAAUGGAAACAUCUCAUCUGACUUUUAUUUCACAGUUUUUAAAGAGCAAAAUCAAUUUCGAUAUUUUUUCUUCAUGAUUUCACUUUUAGUAUACCUUUCCAUCAUAUUUUUUAAUGCCAUCAUCUUGUCGGUUGUGUUUAAAGAGAAGUCUCUUCACGAACCAAUGUAUUUCCUCAUCUGCUGUCUAUGCAUAAAUGCUCUAUAUGGCACAGCUGGUUUCUUCCCAAGAUUACUGAUUGAUUUUCUCUCUGACACACAUAAAAUAAGCCGCCAAGCAUGUUUUACCCAGAUUUUUGUUAUUUACACCUAUGCAAUAUCUGAAUACACGAUACUAACUUUGAUGUCAUUUGACAGACAUGCUGCAAUAUGUCAUCCCUUAAAAUACCACAAUAUAAUGACUCCAAAGGUCACAUCUGUCUGUAUAGCCUUUGCUUUCCUUUACGGGAUAUUUUAUAUGGGUCUUGUCAUUUUCUUUUCAGUUAGACUUCCUUUAUGUGGUAAUGAAAUAGAAAGACUGUACUGUUCUAACUGGUCUGUAGUCAGGCUAUCUUGUGUUCCCACCACAAGCAACAACAUACUGGGAUAUUUCAUCACAAUAACUACUGUUUUUGCACCUGCAAGUUUUAUCGUAUUUACGUAUGUAAGAAUUUUGAUUAUUUGUCAAAAAAUGUCAUCAGAGUAUAGGGGCAAAGCACUGCAAACAUGUGUCCCUCACAUUGUGGCCUUUGUGAACUAUUCAGUCGCAUCAUUUUGUGAUAUUGCUUUAAGUAGACAUGAUCUUGGAAAAUAUCAAGUUGUGGCUCUAGUGUUUUCAGUAGAAUUUCUUGUGAUUCCUCCCAUAUUGAACCCUCUCAUUUAUGGCCUGAAUUUGCCAGACAUACGCAGAAAGAUUUUGUGUUUCUUUCAUCUUUCAAAAAUAGGUCUGGCUUCUGUGUGA